Sander lucioperca (pikeperch) is the source of this 2239-nucleotide messenger RNA. RefSeq names its product N-acetyltransferase 8 (gene nat8). The coding region runs from base 349 to 1023 and encodes 224 amino acids. The record is from RefSeq and is a predicted model, not a curated record. Lineage: Eukaryota; Metazoa; Chordata; Actinopteri; Perciformes; Percidae. The transcript is spliced from 3 exons. Gene Ontology annotation, molecular function: N-acetyltransferase activity.
UAAUUAACAGCCCAGUGGGGAAACACUUGAGCUUCAGUUGUCAUUCCGCAUGGAAUAUAUCGAGGAUGUAUGUUUGACAGCGACGGAGGUCUCAACACCCAUAUGGCAAAAUACAUAGAGUUUUAUAUCACGAGAAUGACGGGAUGGUUGAUUUUCCCAUUCUGACGGUUAUCCGUAAAUGCAGCAAAUCCGAGGUGGAAAUGAGGAAGUGGGUAAGACACCAGUGACUGUAAAUAAAAGUAGCUAGGGGACAUUAAAUGACACAAUUGACUUCUGGAAACGUUGCUGCGCUCAUCGCAUCCAGACUCUGUUGACAAAAAGCAUUCAAAAUUACACCAGGGCUGAGCCAUGGCCAGUUUUCAGAUCCGGAAGUAUCGGGAUGACGAUGCAGAGGCAGUGAAGGAGCUCUUCAGCCUGGGGAUGAGUGAGCACGUGCCUUCGGCCUUCAUGCACCUCCUGAAACAGCCACUGACCCAGAUGGUGCUCGUGUGCCUGUUCUGUGCUCUCAUGACCAGCUCCAAGUCCUUCCUGCUGCCCAUCCUGGCCGUCACUCUGUUGCUAGCCGGGGCCCGGCAGUUUGUCGUCUACAUGUUCAACAGCUACAUCGACACCUCGCUCAGGAAGGACGUCAGCAAGAUCGGUGAGGCCUACCUGAUGCAGAAGGACUCUGGUUUUUGGGUGGCUGAAGUUGAUGGUCGAUUGGUUGGCAUGGUGGGUUGCCUUCCUAAUCAGGACGCGCCUGCCUGCUUGGAGUUGAAACGCAUGUCUGUACGCCGCAGUCACCGUGGAAUGGGCAUCGCUAAGGCUUUGUGUCGGACAGUAGCUGAUUUUACUCGUGACAGGGGUUAUGCAGCAGUCGUCCUGUACACCUCUGUGGUGCAGACAGACGCUCAGAAGCUGUACGAGCACAUGGGCUACGAGAAGAUACGAGAGUUUGUUAUUCCUGAGCUCGUUGCCAAAAUCACAAACUUCACUCUGUUCGAGUACAGACUCGAUUUACAGAGAGAUGGGAAAAAUGACUGAGUGGUCUUGAAGUGAGACUGUAACAUUUCAGGCUGAGAAUACCGUUCGUUCCUCCAGUUUAUAUGCUAAUGUUUUCCCAGCAUGCAUUACAAAACACUCAGGACAGCUGGUCAGAUGACAGCAUUAACAUGAGAAACAACACUUGCAGUAAAAGAUUAGUCAUGCUUUCUCUUGUUACCAUCACACACACACACACACACACACACACACACAGAACAGAUUGAUAAUUUAUUAUUCUUUUUUUAAUAGUUGAUAGAAAUAUCUACUAUUUCCACUGUCAAGCUGUUAAAGGGUCUUGUUGAUUUAACUUCUUGAAAGUAAUUUAUUUAAUUUUGUAAAGGACUUCCUUUUGUGAAUGAUAUUGAAUGAUACUUAUAAUAAAGUUAUAGAUCUGAGCAUGCUCCUGCAAUUUUGUAGCAUUCAUUUUUUAUUUAAUUUUGUAGUACCAUUAGGGAUGCACCGAUCUGAAACAUGGGGUUGGUAUCAAGCCUGAUACUACUGAUCAUGGAUGGAUCGUGGAUCAUGACAUGACCGAUCCAAAUUAAAUACAGUUUUUUUUCCCUCAAUGUCAUUAUAAAAUUCAGUGUUUCUGUUAUUGAUUUAUUCAGUCAUAGCAGGCCACCAGCUCAGCUUUUAGUGCUGCAGUAAUCCCUCCUAAAAAUGAUUCCAAUAAGCAGUGAGGUGUACCGAUUUUUAAUUUUGAAAAAGAGUUGGAUAGGUGCAUCCCUGGUACUGUUAUAUGUCAAUGAGGUCAUUUUACCAAAACCAUGUUAUGAGAUGUUGAAUCUUGAGAUGUUUUAAGUCUGACUUUAGGAUUUCAAUACUUUUAAUAGCAUACUUCACAUUUUCCUAUAAGCCAAAAAUGUGACCUGAGGGAGGUAGUUCUGCCCCGUGGUUUGUUUUGCAUACAGGAUGCUACACUGUCUGAGACUGAUGCUCACAAGCUGUGAGGUUCUCAGGUUGUUUUUAAUAACAGAUCUAAUGAAUAUUAGAUGAAUAUUAGAUCUGUUUUGUAUCAAAUUUGUGAUUUAAAUCAAAGUUUUAAAGAACAUAAUGUUUAGGCUUUACUGUCCCUAAGAAUACUUUUGCGAUGGGGUUGAAGUGAAACACAGAACACACUCAGACUUGAAAGUAAAAUAAAAAAUAAACAUUGUAAAAAUCUGUUUAAUAUCUUAAAAAACCCACAAACUUACAUUAAACAAAUGUAGAUACACAA